UGCAAUCCAUUUUAAGGAUCACGUUCAGCGUGUUGACGCUUCGGUGAGGUGUGUUGUAAAUUUAUUUACAAUGUCUGCUACCCUGAGACCUUACCUUACUGCCGUCAGGCACACAUUAAAUGCUGCAAUGUGUUUGGAAAAUUUUUCAUCACAAGUCGUAGAAAGGCAUAACAAGCCGGAAGUAGAAGUAAGGAGUGGAAAAGAGUUACUGCUUACACCUGUGGUCAUAAGCCGUAACGAAAAGGAGAAAGUCUUAAUUGAAGGCUCAAUAAAUUCUUUACGAAUCAGUAUUGCAAUUAAACAGGCUGAUGAAAUUGAAAAGAUUCUGUGUCAUAAGUUUAUGAGGUUCAUGAUGAUGCGAGCUGAAAACUUUAUUGUUCUUCGAAGAAAACCUAUUGAGGGUUAUGACAUUUCAUUUCUUAUAACAAACUUCCAUACUGAACAAAUGUAUAAACAUAAAUUAGUGGAUUUUGUCAUCCAUUUCAUGGAAGAAAUAGAUAAAGAAAUUAGUGAAAUGAAAUUAGCUUUGAAUGCAAGGGCUCGAAUUUGUGCUGAAGAGUUUCUAAAAAGAUUUUGAUGUUACUGGUGCAACUCAUUCUUCACAAGCUUUAUUAUCAUUAAUUCCAACUAUUUUGAAGCAUUAGUUGAUUGGACCAAAAUGACAUCAUUUUCUACCCUUUGAAUUUAAAUUAUAAGUACUUUAUAUGAUGGAUUUUAAAAGUAGGUUAUACGUUCUCAAACCUCUUGCUUGAUUGCCUAAUGAAAGAAAAUUCAAGUGCCAAACUGUUGGCUUUGUAUUUUAAAUUCUGAUGCGUAAUUGGUGUUAAAUAUUCAAUUGUUUUUUUUAAUUUUAUGACUUUUUUAUGGUUAUCUUACUUAAG
Uloborus diversus is the source of this 881-nucleotide messenger RNA. It is a transcript of the gene Arpc4, whose product is annotated as actin-related protein 2/3 complex subunit 4. Gene Ontology annotation, biological process: actin filament polymerization; Arp2/3 complex-mediated actin nucleation. Gene Ontology annotation, cellular component: actin cytoskeleton; Arp2/3 protein complex. Bases 71 to 577 code for a protein of 168 amino acids. Gene Ontology annotation, molecular function: actin filament binding. Lineage: Eukaryota; Metazoa; Arthropoda; Arachnida; Araneae; Uloboridae. The transcript has 5 exons. The record is from RefSeq and is a predicted model, not a curated record.